UGAUGAAGAAACAGAGGUAAGAGCAGCACCAAUAAGAAUGACAAUGACAAUGACUGGUGCAUCCUUGACUCUGGUUGCUUACAGUCCCACAUUCCCUUCUUCUUCUUCUUCAUCUUCUUCCUUCAAAUCUCACAAACCUAAAACCAGUUGCAGAGUCUCACUCUCACCUUCACCACAACCCUUGUUCUCUUCCUCUGACCCCUUCGUUCUCGAACUCGCCGAAACCUUGGAAGACUCUCUCCCUUCCUCCACUCCACUCCUCCACAAGCUCCGAGACGCUUCCUCCCAAUCCCUCAUCUCCACUCCAUGGCCAUCCCGCAAGGACGAGCCCUUCCGCUUCACCGACCUCUCCCUCAUCCGCUCCUCCAAAAUCCUCCCCGUCGCACACCCCACAAAACCCCUCUCCGCCCUCCCCACCCACGCCGACGACGACUUCCCCUGCCGCCUCGCAAUCGUCGACGGCCACUUCCUGCAAUCGCUCUCCAAUGUUCCCGAGCUUCCACAAGGGGUUUACGUUGGUAGCCUCUCCGGUCUCGCCUCUAGCUCCGUCAUGGAUAGGGUUUCGGAAUUGGUUUGCGGAUUGGACGGUGGUGAUUUGUUCUGGUCAAUCAAUGGGAUCGGCGCUCCUGAUCUCACCGUGGUUUAUGUCCCUGAAGGGUGCCGUGUUGAGAGCCCCAUCCAUUUGGUGUACUAUGCAGUGGAGGGUAGUGGGGAGGGUUCGAAAACGUUGCCGGUUUCGAAUCCGAGGGUGUUGGUGGUGGUGGAGAAGGGUGGAGAAGUAGGUAUAAUUGAGGAGUUUUGCAGUACAGAAGGGAAUGGGAAUGAGUGUUACUGGACAAAUUCUGCAUUGGAGGCAGUGAUUCGAGAAGGCGCCAAGGUUACGCAUUCUUAUAUUCAGACUCAGUCAUCCAGUGCAGCUCAUAUCAAAUGGACCUCCAUUCGCCAGGAAUCAUCUAGUAAAUACGAGCUUACAGAGGUAAGCACAGGAGGGAAACUGAGCAGGCACAAUCUUCAUAUCAAACAACUAGGCCCAGACACUGUGACGGAGUUAACAACUUUACACUUGUCUGUUGGCGAUCAAACACAGGAUCUUCACAGUAGUCUUGUAUUAGACCAUCCAAGGGGCUAUUCCCGUCAGCUUCAUAAGUGCAUAGUGGCUCAUUCACAGGGACAGGCAGUUUUUGAUGGAAACGUAAAGGUCAACAGGUAUGCACAGCAGACAGAUGCAGGACAGUUAACAAGAAGCCUUCUCCUUGAACCUCGCGCAACUGUAAAUGUGAAACCAAAUCUCCAAAUUGUGGCUGAUGAUGUCAAAUGCUCCCAUGGAGCUGCAAUAAGUGACCUGGAAGAGUCUCAACUCUUUUAUUUUGUCGCACGCGGCAUUGAUCCAGCAACAGCUAGAAAGCUUCUUAUUGAUGCCUUUGGAGGGGAGGUGAUAGACAAAUUUCCUGAUUCCAUUAGAGAGAGAGUACGAAGUCAGUUUAAAAGUUUAUUGGAUCCAUCUCCUAAUUGAUUGUCAUUAUUGGUGUGUACCAAGUGUAAACAUUCUACAUUUCCUGGUAAAAUAUGAAUCUGAAAUCAAAAUAGAAUUCUUUUUGCUUGA
Molecule: messenger RNA, 1603 nt
Organism: Lotus japonicus
Lineage: Eukaryota; Viridiplantae; Streptophyta; Magnoliopsida; Fabales; Fabaceae
Product: protein ABCI7, chloroplastic
Exons: 3
Coding region: 38-1513 (491 amino acids)
Biological process (GO): iron-sulfur cluster assembly
Source: RefSeq, a predicted model, not a curated record